Folsomia candida is the source of this 1640-nucleotide messenger RNA. RefSeq lists its product as uncharacterized. The record is from RefSeq and is a predicted model, not a curated record. Lineage: Eukaryota; Metazoa; Arthropoda; Collembola; Entomobryomorpha; Isotomidae. The transcript is spliced from 2 exons. Bases 418 to 1323 code for a protein of 301 amino acids.
UUGUAUUUUCAUAAUUAUUUAGAUAACCUUUGGGACAUGCAAUUCUCAUUUUUUGUCAAUACAAUGUAAUAUUAUGUAUGCCAAGUGGUGAAAAAAGUGUCCAAGAUGGAUGGGUGAUUGACCUGUGAGAGAAGAAGAGGAUACUGGAAAUUGGGAAAAUUGAGAACGUAAAAGUUCAUUUCUCUGGAUUUUCACUCUCUCGCAUCUCUGGCUGAUGAGGAGAAGACGACUCGGUCGUUCAUUCCACUUCUGAUUUCUUCUGAUUCGUUCGUCUUCCUCUUCUUCCAGUCGGAUUUCUCCUAUUUUGUAUUUCUCGAACUUUCGUGUCACCUUAUCAGAAGGCAGGAGAAUUACUUGAGUGGGUGAGGUCGACUUGACUGAAGUGUAUUUACAGUAGAACUUUGGAACUUGGGAACAAUGGGUCAAGGUCUCACUCAUCCAAUGCUGGAGUCUGCUAAUGACCAGCCUGAGGCGGGUGUGCCUUAUUUCGACCAAGGUGACAACAACAAUACCUCAUCAGAGCUUAUCGAGGGACCCUUCAAGCCGUCUGCACCAUCUACCUCACCGGAACAAGAUAUUCCUGCAUCAACAAUUGAACAAGCUCCGUCUCAUCAGGAUCAGCAGGAGAUCGCGGAGUGUGAAAAUCAAGAUCCCCAUGUGCUCAAUGAUGAAACCCCGUCUCAAACUAAAGAAGAAGAAUCUAAACAAGAGCUAGGAACAACUGAUGAUAUUCAAAUGGAUGACAUCGACGAAGAAGUUGCAGGAUUGAUGGCAGAAGAAGAAGAAGAUGAAGAUGUUGAAAAUGACGAAGAAGAUGACGGUGUUGUUUGUCCAGUGCCUUUCCGCUGGGACGGAGCCAAGUUUAAUCGGUCUGAUCCCAUUCCUAUCCCUGAAAGCAAGAGCGGAGAGUAUCGCUUUCACUCAUUGACGGAAUUUGUGUUCGACGAAGGCACAAGGAUGUACAAAUUGCCGAUGGGACCCCAUCCAUCGAUUGGUAUGAACACGGAAGAGUUAGUUAACUAUUUAAUCGAUUUUAGAAACAAACGUCCACGCUCAUUGACACCAAUCCCGGAAGCUAAUGAGGGUGCAGAUUUUUGCGGUUUGGAGUGGGACGAGGGUACGUUUCAGAAGGCUAAAAAACCAAAAGAAAAUGUUGAGGAGUUGGCUGUACAAGCAGCAUCAUCGACGACUGAUGUCAAUAAUAAUACCAUUGGAAUUGCCGACUGGAUCGACAACUUCAAGGAUUACAGGCCUGCCGAGAAUCUGCAGCCCAUCACUUUCUCAACGUCCAAUUUUCAGCCAUAUAAAGCAACUCAACAAUAAUUAACAAUUUCAUAAAAAAUACAGAUAAUUACAAUCAAUAUUUUGUAUCAAUCCCAUUAUUGUUAGUCAUGCAUUAUGUGAUUUCAUUUAAAUCUGUCCAAUCAGGUGUAGUAAUAAAUUUAAAAGCCAUGUGUUUGAGUUGUAAUAUGAGAAAAAUUGUUUACUAAAAUUAUUACAAAUGUAUUUAAGUUUGUAAGUUAAAUAAUGGUCUUGUGUCAAAAUUGUUAGUCAUAAAUAAUUAAUUACAGUUAAAAUUUAUGUGUUAAUUUAGCAAGCAAAUAUUAUGAGCAGAUUCCAAAUUGGAAUUUUCAAUAUAA